CUCCCUUUUUCAGUAGCUGUACAAAAGCUAAGAGAACUGAAGUCAUCCACUAGAUCAUAACAUUAAAAGUAGACGUCGCUGCUUCAUGAAAAUGGCUGGGAAAAUAAAGAAGUUUUACGACUUUUCAGCUAAGUUGCUGUGUGGAGAUUUGCUAAAUUUCUCCUCCCUAAAGGAUAAAGUUGUGCUUAUUGAAAAUGUGGCGUCACUUUGAGGAACAACAACCAGGGACUACACUCAGAUGAACGAGCUCCAUUCGCAGUAUUUCGAAAAGGGGCUCGUGGUUCUGGGGGUGCCCUGCAACCAGUUUGGCCAUCAGGUAGGCAUUCACUUAUUUUUCUAUAUGAAUUUCGAUUUCAAUAUUGCAGGUUAUUCGGCCUUCUCUUUGAAAUGUGGUGGUCAAGUAGUGGUCAACUCUCAACCUGUUAGCCCAAUGGUAGUUUGGCCAGUUGUUGCAACAUUGUAGAUUGGGAAUAACACCAAUUGUUAAACUGUCUGUGUGAUACUUUUGGGACUCAUCAUUGAGACAUUAUUUGUUUUUUCCCCUCUUGUUAACAUGCUUCAAUUAAGAUCAUUUCUGAAACAGAUUUAUUGUUUAUUGAUUCUUAUUCUGUCUAAACAGGAGAAUUGUAAGAAUGAUGAGAUCCUGAGGGCCCUGAAGUAUAUCCGUCCAGGAAAUGGCUUCCAGCCCAAAUUUCCACUUUUUGAGAAGAUGGAUGUGAAUGGAAAUGAUGCCCACCCCUUGUUUGUGUAUCUCAAGCAGAAAUUGCCAUUCCCUGCCGAUGACUCCAUGGCCCUCAUGAGCGACCCCAAGUUCAUCAUGUGGAGCCCUGUCUGCAGGAAUGACAUCUCCUGGAACUUUGAAAAGUUCCUGGUCGGUCCUGAUGGGGAACCUUACAAGCGCUACAGCAGAAGGUUCCUGACCAGUGACAUUGAGGCAGAUAUUAAGGAGCUACUCAAUGUGAAAUAAACCGUCCUGGCAGAGCUCUCACAGGGGUACAGUGGUAGUGGUGGUGAUAAGGAUGUAGAGAGCCUGGCCACAGGGACAACACAGAACGUCUUCACUCUCCUGUUAAUCAGCAGUCACACAUUUUCUUAAUCUGUUUUAUCACAAUAUCCCUUCACCAGUACCAACGGCUUUUGCUACCAGCCUCUGCCUCUGUAGGAAUACGCCUGCUGCAUUUGUUUCAAUUGGCUUUGCUCUCCUGUGCAAGAUACUGUUGUUUUUGAGACUCUUUACUGAAUGAAGUGAUUCCUUAAAACCUUUUUUGUGAGAGGAGUUUCUGAUAAAGAUGUAAAGGCCUGAAUCUAACAGUAGUGUAUUACUCAUGUAUAGCAAAGACCAGUCAGUGGAAAAAUACAUGUAAUAAAACAUUAUUUUAUUGGUUUUCAUUUCCUUUAACAUUAUGUAAUUCUACAGUAAUGGAGUUAUUUGAGGAGUAAUAACAGGUUGAUGGUUGAUAUUAACAUACAAUCAAAGUUAAGUUUUUACAACAGAGCAAAGUUCUAUAGACUGUUACAAUCAAAUAGUUUUAGUAUUGGUUAUAAAUAUUAUAAACGGAAUUUAUGGUGUAUAAAAAACUACAACAGAAACUACAGUAACUUGAACCAAUUAAAUAAAAAAGCCUAGAUGUCCCUUGACAAAAUAAAGUAGACAUGGAUACAUAAAAACUGCAAUCAUGUUGUCAGUCACUCAAUUGAACAAUUCACUACUAGGAUUGUUUUAUUUACUGUAAAGUGAGCCCAGAUGUAAUCUAAUUUUCAGACAGGUCUUUCCUGAGGAGUUGUUAUCAACAGAAUCCUAUGUCACGAUGCUGUGUGUACAGAUAACUGGCUGAAUGAGGGUCUUGUCAUUGAGGACAGAAGUC
Molecule: messenger RNA, 1865 nt
Organism: Coregonus sp. 'balchen'
Lineage: Eukaryota; Metazoa; Chordata; Actinopteri; Salmoniformes; Salmonidae
Source: the annotation of a GenBank genome assembly